AUGAAAGCUGCAGAGCUACAUGGAGAUCUUAGUAAGCUUUCUAGAUCAACCAUCUUAAAGAAAUUCAGUAAUGAGGAAGUGAGGGUGUUAGUGACGAAUGAACAUUCUGCUAGAGGAUUGGAUAUACCAGAAUGUGAUCUUGUAGUUAAUCUGGAAUUACCCACUGACUCAAUUCAUUAUGCACAUCGAGCCGGCAGAACCGGUCGUCUUGGCAGGAGAGACUUGCAGUUUUCAAGCACCGGUUCUGGAUCUGUUUUAUAUGAACGUGGCAUGUCGGUAGAACAGACAGGAGAGUCGACGGCUGCGGGCGGCGGAGUAGGAGAGUCACAGAGGUCUGCUCCGACGCCGUUUUUGACGAAAACCUUUCAACUGGUGGACGAUCCGAGCGUCGAUGAGUUGAUCUCUUGGAAUGAAGAUGGUACAGCGUUCAUAGUGUGGCGGCCUGCUGAAUUCGCCAGAGAUUUACUGCCUAAAUAUUUCAAACACAACAACUUCUCAAGCUUUGUUCGUCAACUCAACACCUAUGGAUUCAAGAAAGUAGGACCGGAUCGGUGGGAAUUUGUACACGAAUGCUUUAGAAAGGGCGACAAGGGACUCUUGAAAGAAAUUCAGCGACGGAAAAUCUCAACCGGUGCAGCAGCAGCAGUGGGGACAGCGACAGCAAUCGCAGCUAACUCACACGCAGUGGUGACGGCAACCUUGAUGGUAGGUUCUCCGGCGAACUCUGAAGACGAACAAGUACUCUCUUCGAACUCAUCGCCAGCCGCUACGACGGGGCUACGAGCUUACACAUCUGCAGCUGAGAUUAGAGAAGAAAAUGAAAGGUUGAGAAGAGAGAAUUCACAAUUGAGUCAAGAAUUGGAUCGUUUGAGGAGCUUGUGCAGCAACGUAUGCACUCUAAUGUCCAAUCAUGGUUCAGGAACGUCGACGGAGGUAAGAGCUUUGGAUUUGAUGCCGGUUGAAAAAGGAUACGACGGCGGAGUGAAGGCGGCGGAUGAGGAGGAAGGAAUUAGUCCGAUGAUAUUUGGGGUUCCAAUCGGUGCAAAGCGAGCGAAGAGGGAUGAAGAUGAGGAAGGGCAGAAUCAAGUGAGGCGGGACGAUCCGGAAUAA
This is a messenger RNA of Fraxinus pennsylvanica, 1110 nucleotides long. NCBI's taxonomy places the organism in Eukaryota, Viridiplantae, Streptophyta, Magnoliopsida, Lamiales, Oleaceae. The record is from the annotation of a GenBank genome assembly.